AUGUCUACAACUACCAUGCAUUUUGGGCCUGAAUGGAUGCGCACCAAGCACCAGCCUCUCUCGCGUUCACAGCCACCACCCUCUCCACCACUCUCUGCAGCCACUCCAGCCAUGUCCACCUAUUCAGCUCUCGUCUCGCCGGUCUCUCAAGCACACCCUGAAAAACCAGAUGAAGCUCAUCCAUUCCGUUAUUCAAAGAAUGAUCUCCUGCGAAUUUACAGAGAAGGUACCAAGGGUGGCCUUGCGCUAGAGGUCGAACGAUGGGAGGGUGUUGUCCGCGAGUUAGGAAGCGAACCAAUAGGGCUGCGCGAAAUGGGUGAUGCAGAAAGGAAGGCAAGCGGUCGCCAUUAUGAACUCUCAACCUAUUUCAUCGCCCCUCACCGUCCUUUGAACUCCGAUCUCCGUCGACGUCAAUCUACCGAUUAUCUUUCUCCCUUGAAUACGUCCGCGCUCGGGAUUGAGCGCCCUCGAAUGGCUCUUAAUACAACCUCCGCUACUGGUAGCCCAUCUAGAGAACGAUUUGGCACGCUCAAGCGUCAUGACAGCAAUACCGAACCGCCGGCCUCGAACAUUUCCCGCAAACAGUCGCUCUCGGCGCUCCAAACACAUGCGGCUUCUCCUAGAAACGUCGCUCUUCCUUCCCCCCGCUCGCGUGCUGGGUUUAUGCCGAAUUUUGAUGGCGUACUCAAUAAUGGAGAUUCGUGGACUUCUCGACGUCGUGCGUCUGAGGCGUCAUUGAAAUCUGGAGCUGCUACAUAUCGCGACUCUGGAGGUGAUUGGGAACAUGAUGAUAAGAACGCAGGAAUCAGGGAGGAGAAAGAGGAAGAAGUUGGUGCAGAUGCAGAACGACGGACUCGUCCCCCACUUGUGACCUCACUCGCUGCCGAGCAUACACAAAGUGAAAGCCGUUCUGAUUUAUAUCCGUCGUCAGACGCUUUUGACUCUGAGUCGAGAGGGCAUACUCAGUCACAUCAUGGCUACGCAAACCCACUUGAUCCUCUCGGCGCCACAGGGAUACACAAUUCGUUUUCAGAUGUGCGCGAUCUUGCAGGUGUCGAGUGGUCCUACAAGGAUCCAACUGGUCAGGUCCAAGGCCCGUUUCGCGCUGACUUGAUGCAGAAGUGGUAUGAUGAUGGGUAUUUCUCCGUCGACCUCCCUAUGAAACGUACGCACUUGGACUCGCAAUGGAUCACUGUUGAGGAAUUGGCAAAGCUUACGCGUGGCGAUAAAAUAUUUCUUUCGCCUUUCGUUCCGGUUCUCCCACCUGGUUUAUCUCUACAGAAUGGUUCUCCUCUGCAGCCCCUCCACUCAAUCGCAAACCAAAACGUUUUCUCCAACCCUUAUCAACCCGCACCAGUUCGAUCGUUGCGUAGCUCAACACUCGAUUCUUAUAUUGGCACUGGCUCUAAUCCGUCUGAUUCUCCUUCAUCAUCAUUUGGCACGGGUCGCUUUGGUGAUUCAUCACCAGAUCCCUCUUCAUUCGGGGGAAGAGCGAGCAGCAACCUUUAUUUUGGGGGGGAUUCAGCUGGGCUCGGAUAUCCUGCAACCCCUGAUACAGGUCCUCUAUUUGCCAGCAGGAGACCUAGCCAUGAUUAUGCACACGAUCCGGCGCUAGCAUUACGUUCGCCAUCGUUUGGCAACGUCCCAGUUGGUCAAGGUCCCUUGCUGGACGUAUACGAACGCGUUACUGGCUACGCUUCAGCGCAAGGACCUUGGAGUCAGGACACCUUUGGAGCCGAGCCGGCUAUAAUGGUUUCCUCCUCCACUUACAACGAUCUCUCCAACAGGCCAACCAUAAUUUCCAGUGAUAGCCUGCCUGGUGCUCAUCGUGCUCACCAGAUAUAUGGGAAUGGCGACGCCGGUAAUCCUCACAAUGCGUUACACGAGGACAACCAAACUCAUGGUCCCUCAAAUACAAUUCUUGAUCGUCGAUUGCUUUCACAUUCGCCUGUACAGGAGUACUUGUCGGCGCAGCAGCCAGACACUGGACACAGAAUCAGCCCCGAUCACACGACUUUCACCCCACCUUCAGGCAGUCAAGGCGCUAGUCCAAUAAUUGCUGAAGUCGCUACACCAUGGAAAAGUGUACAGGAAGAAUCUCAGUCUCGACGCCCAGGGCCCUUCGAAGUUCCUCACCCCACAUCAACAAAUACGAUCUCAGUCCCCGCUACUCACGCCCAACCAUCACCUUGGGGUCGAGGCAGUCAUAUCUCUAGGCCUAGUUCACAAUCAAACGAGCCUUCUCCGUGGGUAGUCGCAUCUCAAGGCAUUCUUGAAGACCCUUGGAAGGACCCAGAACCCAGCGGUUCAACAGUCACCAAUGGUGGUCAGCACAAUCAACAACAUGAAGGGCCGGAAUGCUCAGUGGUUUCCCCCAAAGAAACACAAGACCAAAUUAUCUCCUCGCAAGGAAUCCCGGAGCCUGUAACGUCGUCUGAAGAUUUGUCUGUCCCAACUGCUCAAAGCAAGAUUAUCACACCAAUUCAACACUCGAAGCCGACUAGCCAAGUUGCCGAAUCAUCGGCACCGACGCCGCCGACGCCAAAAGUUGCUUGGGUUAAAGAGGAAGAGAAAAAGAAAUCUCGGGCCCCCGGGGUUCCCUUAAGCCUGCGGGGGAUACAAGAAGCUGAAGCAAAGAAAGCGGAAAGUCGUAAAGCUGCAGAAAGGGAGCGAGAACGUGCUGCUCGCGGAUCUACCGCUGUAGAUGGAAAAGAAGAUGUACAACCCUUCACCGCUUCAUGGGGCCUGCCUACCUCUCAGACAGGCGCACGUGGAGGUGUAUCUGUCAAGGAGUCGCUUCCUACCGUUUCAGCCGCUCCGAACAACAUCACCCUUCCUGUUUGGACAACACCCGUGAAGCCCCCAGCGGCGAAGACGAUGAAGGAAAUCCAGGAGGAAGAGGAAAAGCGCAAGAAGCUGGCGAUAAAGGAAACUGCUGCCACAGCCACAGCCAAAAGAGCUUACGCAGACUCCACGGCCAAGGUUGUGAUCACCCCUAAUCUUACACAGAGUAAUAAUGCCUGGACCACAGUUGGACCAAGUGGCAAAUUAUCGUCCCCAGCUUUGACAGCCGUCCGGCCUACUGUGCUAUCUCCUUCUGGAUCAUCCACUCCGAUCAACUCAUCGCCGUCCGUUCGUGUCAAUGGAGCUAGAAGUGCUGCCCUUCCAGCAGCCGUGUUAAAGCCAACUGCACCAGCUCCCAAGGCAGAAGAUUUUCCUGCAACACCAUCUCACGAUUUCUUGAAAUGGCUGAGCGAGUCAUUGAAGGGCCUCAACAAAACUGUCAACGUUGAGGAAAUCAUGGCGAUGCUAUUGUCUUUCUCGUUGGAUCCUGAUCCGUCGACUAUUGAGCUCAUAUCCGACACAAUAUACGAACAUAGUACGACGCUCGACGGCCGCCGUUUUGCAUCUGACUUUGUCUCAAAGCGUAAAGCUGAUGCCGCAGCCCGACCCAAGGGUGUCAGCACUACGAGCAAGACCCCGGCAAAACCAGUUUCGAUCGCUGAUGUGGUGAAAGCAACGCCAAAGACAGCGCAGCCAGAAUGGGGUUUCAAGGUAGUGAACAAGAAAAAGAAAGGCAACAGGGCUUGAGGAACAGAUAUGUUCGAAAUCUACCACACCGACACAAACAUAGUACUUGCAUUGCGUGUUGGAUAUCAUCUUCGUUAAGUAGGUACAAAAAAAUACAUAAUCACCAGGGAUAGAUUUGGAUAGAUAAUCUUACAAGUGGACCUUCACAUC
Molecule: messenger RNA, 3741 nt
Organism: Laccaria bicolor S238N-H82
Lineage: Eukaryota; Fungi; Basidiomycota; Agaricomycetes; Agaricales; Hydnangiaceae
Exons: 6
Coding region: 1-3591 (1196 amino acids)
Molecular function (GO): protein binding
Source: RefSeq, a predicted model, not a curated record